This is a messenger RNA of Quercus robur (English oak), 857 nucleotides long. RefSeq lists its product as uncharacterized. Bases 329 to 619 code for a protein of 96 amino acids. Lineage: Eukaryota; Viridiplantae; Streptophyta; Magnoliopsida; Fagales; Fagaceae. The transcript is spliced from 3 exons. The record is from RefSeq and is a predicted model, not a curated record.
CUAGUUAUUUCGUGAACUAUGCAAAUUUCUAUGUAAAAAUAUAAUAGUACGUGUACAGGAUGCAAUUUUGCCCUUCAAUCAUCCUAUUUUGAAUUUGUUAUUUUUUGAAUCCUUAAAAUAUUUUCCUGAAGUUGAAAAUUUCUUUAGUAGUAUUGAUCAGCAUUCAAACUGUCAAGCUGCAUGUCGCCAUUAUGAAAAGAUGAACCCUACUCCUGUAUAUAAACCUAUUUUUCGUUUUACUUCCUCCUUUCACCUUUGCUAAGCUUUGCACCUUAAUAAUUCUUUCUUUCCAAAUAUAUUUUGGUCUCUCUCUCUCUCACUAUAUAAAAUGGAAGGAGCAUCCAUGGUACGGAUUGAUAGGAAAUCAUCAAUCGAAAGUGAGCCUAUGACUUUGGAUUUUGAUCAAAUCCAAUAUGCAAGGGAGGCAGCCUUGUAUGUGUUAAAUUCAAGGACCAUAGAAGAAGCAAUGACUAUCUUCAUGAAGGGAUUAGAGCCAGUUGUCAGUACUGCAAGACAUAAUGAAAAUACAAUGAUAGACACAGAAGAUGAAGAGCUCGAGUAUACAGAAGACCAACCAAGAUUACCAGUGCCGAGGGAUAUAGCAUCAGCACCUUUCUAGUACUCUGCAAAUUUCUAUGUAAAAAUAUAAUAGUACGUGUACAGGAUGUAAUUUUGCACUUCAAUCAUCCUAUUUUGAAUUUGUUAUUUUUUGAAUCCUUAAAAUAUUUUCCUGGAGUUGAAAAUUUCUUUAGUAGUAUUGAUCAGCAUUCAAACUGUCGGGCUGCAUGUAGCCAUUAUGAAAAGAUGAAUUUUUGGCUAAUGACUAAUAACAAUCUAAUUUAGGUUGCGUUUGGAUC